Porites evermanni is the source of this 1655-nucleotide messenger RNA. Lineage: Eukaryota; Metazoa; Cnidaria; Anthozoa; Scleractinia; Poritidae. The record is from the annotation of a GenBank genome assembly.
AUGAAAAGAAGACGACUGCCUGGUGGUACGGAAAACUGUGGCCCACGCGAGAUCGAUUAUGCUAAACUACCUGCCCGGUGUCUGCUGAAAACAAGGGAUCUGCCAGGACCAAAAGACGCGAAGCUUUGGAAUGAAGUGCUACUAACUGUACUUCCAGUUGAUGUUUUGCUACUGACAGUGGAGGAUUUGGAAUUCUUGAGUUGCGUUUCUCAUCUAAAUCCGGGAUACUUUCGGAGUAGUCAUGGCAACCUUGGAACGGUAUACUUUGGGCAGAUGGGUACCGGCCCAACCUUCUUGAACAUCGCUGUGAUGAAAUGUCAUUCAGGCCCUUUGACUCCGGGAGGUGCCUUAAUAACUGUGAAAAAUGGUGUUGAAGUGUUAAGACCCAAAGCAGUAUUCUGUGUGGGAUUCUGCGGUGGAUUAGGGCAAGAAGUCAGCUUAGGAGAUAUCGCAAUUUCAGCAAAGCUAAGAACAUACGAUUCUGUGAAAGUAACGGACAGUGGAAUUCAAGAGCGUGGCAUUGCUGUUCCGUUGGAGGCGAAUCUUUUGAAACUCAUUAAACAUGCUAAUGAUGGCUGGAAGGCGCCGCUAAAAGAUUCCGCGGUGGUGAAAGUGUGGAAAGAUGGCGUGUAUUUGAGCGGACCCGAGAAGGUGGAAAGUAAAGAGAGACGCGAGGAACUCGUGAAACGAUUCCCGGAUGCGAUUGCUAUAGAAAAGGAAGGGCAAGGUGAGAGUCUGGUAAAAGUUUAGCAGCGGUACUGUUCAGUUUUCCUAGAAAACUCUCCUUCGGGAAAAGAGAAGAGUUAACCCUUAGUACCCCUCUGAAUUAUGUGUGGAUUCCUGAUCCACCCGGUUCAGACUGUCCCCGGUUCAUUACUCCUGAUAAUGUUCCAAGGCAAUAAAUAGACCGAGUAUUUGGCCUUCCUUUGAGGUUAGGGGGGAGGGAAUUUUAAAGUACGGAGAGGGGAGGGAAAAUAGAGGGUGAACUGUCUCCUUACUUUCCUUUCCCCUCCCCCAUAAACGCCUGAUACCCAAACAAGGGCAAAAUAGGCAAUUUUGAGGCCUGAAAUAGGAACCCACUGCUCCCUUGGCAAACAGUUCUUCAACUUUGAUCUGGAAUGACAUUUCCUGCUCUACAGAAUAUGCAAAGAGACAAAGAGGUAGUUUUUUGAUUGCCUCAAACCAAUAUUCAAAUUUAGGCUAAAGGUUAGUGCGACAUACCCGCAAGUCUCCAACAAACUUAGACCAAAAAAGCUAGAAGAAGAAACUUUUAAGCUGAGAAAAAUAACAGCUGUUACCCGGGUACUUAUGAACCGGGUUUAGUGUUUUUUUUGGUUUUUUUUGUUUGUUUUUUUUUACGGGAAAAUGCGGGCAAUCAAAAUCAUAACUGGAAAACGAUCUGCUGCAUCGGCCUGUUUACGUAUUAACUGGUCUUAUCUACAAUGUCUAUUAUAGGCCUGUUCUUAGCCGCACACGACUUGAAGGUCGAAUGGAUUGUUAUCAAAGGAGUCUCUAACUUUGCUGAUGGCAGGGAAACUGAGUCUUGGAGAAAAUUUGCGAGCGUAAUGGCAGCUUCACUGACUGCACACAUUCUAAGUAAUCCAAUUGUUUUUGAAAACUGGCCUCAUUAUAAAGGUGAGUAUGCAGUAGCCUAG